Messenger RNA from Magallana angulata, 12402 nucleotides. RefSeq names its product fibrillin-1-like. Gene Ontology annotation, molecular function: calcium ion binding. NCBI's taxonomy places the organism in Eukaryota, Metazoa, Mollusca, Bivalvia, Ostreida, Ostreidae. The coding region runs from base 635 to 9061 and encodes 2808 amino acids. The record is from RefSeq and is a predicted model, not a curated record. The transcript has 65 exons.
AUGAAUAUGUAAAAUGAUACAAAAUUUGAGAGUAGUUACAUUAAUCCGUUGGUACUUGAGGGAAGUGGAGAGCUCUUGACAUUGUGGACCCGACAUUCCUAUGUUGAGAAGUGGCUUUGCUACACCAAAUGUUUUAAAUAACAGGUGCCCCGGUAAAUCUGGAGAGAGGAAUACCCCGCUACACACUCCAUCAUUUAUUCACGGAUUAAGAAUGGUUGCUGUGUGAACUCAGUGAUGCAAUGUGAGAGAAAUUAGCGACCUCUAGGCACUGUUUGAUGGAAACAAAUCUGUUAGUGUGCAUUCAUUGUUUUAAUUGAUGAACGAAAUAAGAUUUUUUUUUGUUCGGUGAUUUGAAAGUGAAGUCUGCGAUAUAUGACUGCACUUUUUGUGAGAUAAGGACAGAGGGACAGCCCUGCUUUAUCUGACGGAUGUCUGGCGCUUUUUACCGUGGAAUCUAACCGGAACCUCAGCCUAUUUCUGAUAGCUGUCUUCAGAUUUCAUUGAAAUCUAGUUCUAAGACGAGGGGUUUCGAUAUCAUGUGAUUAAUCGGUGAAAGAUAUAUUCCUCCAAUUUUUUACUCUGAAUUUUUUUCUCACAUAUACCUUAAGUUAAAUUCUGCAGUAAAGGAGUCAAGAUGGAAUUUUGGAGAAGAAAAUUUGGAGGUUUACUUAUUUUUCAUGUGUUUGUGUUGUGUUGCAUGGAGAUACGGCUUGUGGGGGGACAGAGCAACCCUCAACAACGGAGGUACUGGUCUUACCCGUACCAGCGUGACGGGAAUGUGUCCCCCCGGACCAGGGACAAUACACACUUACUGAGGGGACCCAAUACGUGUGGCUCUAUCUCCCGGCGCUAUUGUUGUCAGGGAUGGACGCGGCAGCCGGGCCAGUAUCGAUGCAUCAUACCUAUCUGUCAGUUGGGAUGCAGUGGUGGGACUUGCAUUCGCCCUAAUCUGUGUCUUUGUUCCAAUGGCCAACCGUCCACAUCUUGUCAGGCAGCAGUUACUUGUAAUCCAGAGUGUAAAAAUGGAGGAAGAUGCAUUGGCAAAGACAGGUGUGCUUGCACCUAUGGAUAUUCUGGGCCUCGCUGUGAAAAUGACUAUCGAGUUGGGCCAUGCUUUACCCAGCUCUCGGACAGCAUGUGUCGGGGUCAGCUGACUGGGUUGGUUUGUACCAAGAAUCUGUGUUGUGCGACUGUGGGUAAAGCCUGGGGUAACCCCUGUGAGCAGUGUCCUGUCCGGCCCUUCCCAUGCAGACGCGGAUUCAUCCCAAACCUACAGACAAACUCCUGUCAAGAUGUGAAUGAGUGUAUUGCUAUCCCUGGAGUGUGUGGGGGUGGGACCUGUGUGAACUCGGUGGGCUCGUACAGGUGUGAGUGUAAGAAGGGCCAGAGGCAAAACCCCAUCACACAGGACUGUGAAGAUGUUGAUGAAUGUGCUGAAAAUAGAGACCGCUGCAGAAACGGCCUGUGUACCAACACCCAGGGCGGCUACUUCUGUACCUGUAACGAGGGCUAUGAACUCACCCCCGACAAAUCUACUUGUGUGGGGAUACAGAGGAGGAGGUGCUUUCAGCAGGUUGUAAACAACAGGUGCUCCCAGCCGAUGGUCCCCCUCCUCUCUCUGGCUGAUUGCUGCUGUGAUUCCGGCAAAGGAUGGGGGGAGCUCUCCAACUGCCAGAUCUGUCCUCAGCCGGGAAAUGAAGCACAUUCUGAGCUUUGUAAAAAAGGGGGAGAAUUUAGCAGGAAUAAGUGCCGGCUGUUUCCCAAUCUGUGUGUCAAUGCUCGCUGCGAGCCCACCGAGUACUCCUACAGGUGUGUGUGUCACCCCGGCUAUAAACCAACCUCGGACAAGGACAGGUGCACAGAUAUCGAUGAAUGCUCCGAGCGAAGUGGAGUGUGUAUGAAUGGUCAGUGUUUGAACACGCCUGGUAGCUACAGAUGUAGGUGUAACCGCGGAUACAGGCUCUCAUCGGAUGGACGAUGUAUAGACAUGAAUGAAUGUGCAACAAAAAGGAUGUGUCUUAAUGGUCGCUGUGUGAACAUGGAUGGCGGCUAUAAAUGUGACUGUAACCCCGGGUUCCGCCCGUCCUCUAACCUCCAGGUCUGCUACGAUAUCAAUGAAUGCACAGAGAAUGGUAAACUAUGCACCAAUGGGAAUUGUCAGAACACUGAGGGGUCGUACCACUGUGUCUGUCACCAGGGCUUCCGCCUGUCCCCAGACAGGGCAUACUGCUUAGAUUACAAUGAAUGUGAACGUACUGGUAUGUGUACACAUGGAGUAUGUGUCAAUCUUAAUGGUGGCUACAAGUGUGUAUGCAACACUGGUUUCACAUCUUCGUCCGACGGUAGAACCUGUUUAGAUGUAAAUGAAUGUCUGAGAAAUCCUUGUGCGAAUGGAAUCUGCAUAAACAACCAGGGAAGUUUUCGCUGUGAGUGUCCUACUGGCUUCCAGCUACAAACAGACGGGAGAACUUGUCUGGAUACGAGGCGUGGCAACUGCUUCCUGGAGUACAGACGGGGCCGCUGCUCCAGUCCCCUAGCCAUGCAGAUCUCCAAGUCCAUGUGCUGUUGUAUGGACGAUGACUCUGUCAAGGCCUGGGGACCCCGAUGUGAACUGUGUCCCAGGAAAGGAGAGGCUCUGUACUCACAACUGUGUACAGACACCUUGAACAUAAAUGAAUGCAUGCUGAAUCCCAACAUCUGUGAAAAUGGAGCUUGUGAGAAUUUGCAGGGAACUUACAGAUGUGUUUGUGACAAAGGGUUUACCCCAAAUCCCUCCAGGAAGAAGUGUCUGGAUAUAAAUGAAUGUGAGAGAUAUCCUAAUUACUGCAGUGGUGGCAGCUGUAAGAACACUAUAGGCAGCUUCCACUGUACUUGUCCCGCUGGGUUCAGGCUUAAUCCCAACACAAUAACUUGUCAAGAUAUCAAUGAAUGUCUGGAGAGUAACCCCUGUGUUGGAGGGACAUGUAACAACGUUCCAGGAAGUUUCCGAUGUGACUGUCUGGACCCUGGUACAAAACUAGACUCCACCGGUAGAAUUUGUCUAGACAAUAGAAAGGGAUCAUGUUGGUUAGAAAUUAACAAUGGGCGCUGCGAGAAUAAUGCCCGGACUUUGGUGACCAAGUCCGAAUGCUGUGGGAGCAUUGGAGUGGCCUGGGGUAGUCCCUGUGAGGAGUGCCCUCCUGCUCCUCAGAGACAGUGCCCAGUGGGCUAUGCCAGCAAUGAUGGCAGAAACUGCAUUGAUAUAAAUGAGUGUGAGAUGUUUGAGAAUGUUUGUGAAGGAGGGGGGCUGUGUGUUAACACACAGGGGUCCUUCAGGUGUAACUGUCCCCCCGGCCUGAUACUGGAUGCUUCAGGAAGAAGGUGCAUAGACAAAAGAGAAGGCACUUGUUUCUUGGAGUACUCUAAAGGAUCUUGUGGGCGACCAGUGGAGGGCAGAUAUUCUAGGGCAAAGUGUUGCUGCUCCCUAGGGAAGGCCUGGGGACCAGAUUGUUCUACCUGUCCGCGCAGGGAUUCAGAUGAAUUCAAGAAACUCUGUGAUUCAACAAAACAACCAGACAUUAAUGAAUGUGUAGAGUUCCCUGACAUCUGUAAAGACGGUGUGUGUGGGAACACUGUAGGUAGCUUUACCUGUAGGUGUAACCAGGGAUACACACUGGACGAAACCGGCACCACUUGUUUGGAUAUUAAUGAGUGUCAGAUCUCCUUCGGCAUCUGCAGCAAUGGCAGCUGUAUAAACACCCCGGGGAUGUUCCGCUGCCAGUGUGACAGAGGCUUCAGGCCAGUCAUGAUGGACCAGAUGUGCAUGGAUAUCAAUGAAUGUGAAGAGAUAUCUGACGCUUGUAAAGGAGGACUGUGCCUUAAUCUUCCUGGAACAUUUCUAUGUGAGUGUCCGGAGGGACUCCUUUUGUCUUCGGAUGGACAGUCAUGUCAAGAUAUCGAUGAAUGUGGUGACAGCAGCAGUUUGUGCAGUAAUGGUGUCUGUGAGAACUACCUGGGAGGAUACCAGUGUCGGUGUCUGGACGGGUACGGCCCCAACCCUCAGCACACAUCAUGUCUAGAUGUUGAUGAGUGUGCCAUGGGAAAUGGAGGAUGUGAAGCACUGUGUUUCAACAAACCUGGGUCAUUUUCUUGUGGAUGUGAACCAGGGCACCUUCUGAUGCCUGACCAGCGGUCAUGUCAAGACAUAGAUGAGUGUAAGGACACAAAGGACAUUUGCAGUGGGGGGACGUGUAGCAAUCUGCCAGGAUCCCAUCUCUGUACCUGUGUAGGGGGUCUGGUUCCUUCUGGAGACGGAAAACAAUGUCUGGAUGUCAACGAGUGUCUUCAGAAUGCCAACAUUUGUCUCCAAGGAGCCUGUCACAACACCCAUGGCUCUUACGAAUGUAUCUGUGAGCCAGGGUUUUCUGUGAAACCUGAGUCCCGCAAUCCGGCCUGCACUGAUGAUGAUGAGUGUGCUACAGGAGAAGCCAACUGUGAUGUGAAUGCCAAGUGUAUCAACACCAUGGGCUCCUACAAGUGUGACUGUGUGCCCGGCUACUCAGGGGAUGGCUACACCUGUAGAGACAGCAAUGAAUGCACCCGUGACAAUGGAGGCUGUUCUAUACACGCUGACUGUAUCAACCUACCGGGGAGCUACAAGUGUGUCUGUGAGGAGGGAUUCAAAGGCGAUGGCUACAGCUGUGGUGAUGUGGAUGAGUGCUCCAUUAACCCUGACGUUUGUCAUUAUGGAAGCUGUAUUAACCUGGCCGGGAGUUAUAGAUGUGAAUGUGACAUGGGAUUCUCCCCUACCCUGGAUGGAAAGGACUGCAGAGAUAUUGAUGAAUGUAGCUACUUCAGUAACCUUUGUAUCAAUGGGGAGUGUGAAAAUACCCUAGGAAUGUUCCGAUGUCGCUGUAACCAAGGCUUUAAGCAGGACGCUACAGGAGGAAACUGUACAGAUAUCAAUGAGUGUGAGAACUCCGACAACUGCCUGUACGGUACCUGUGUCAAUGUUCCUGGCAGCUACAUCUGUCAGUGUCCCCUUAACAAAGUCCUCAACCCCACAGGGACAGCCUGUAUCGACAAGAGGCGUGGUAACUGUUAUUUGGAAGUCGAUAGUCGGGGAAUUUGCAGCAAUGUGAUUGGUUCCGAUGUUUACAAGGCCAGUUGCUGUUGUUCUUUUGGCCAGGGCUGGGGCGAGGUGCCAGGGCGGUGUGAAACUUGUCCUCUCAAUGGAACAGUUGGCUACCAACUCCUGUGCCCUGGGGAUCCAGGCCUGCGACCAGACGAGGGGACAGGGAUUCCUAUUGACAUAGAUGAGUGUCAGGAGAUUGACGGACUUUGUGAGGGCGGGGAGUGCCAGAACACGUUUGGCAGCUUCUCCUGUGUGUGUCCCAAAGGCCAUCGAUUGGUGAACUACAGAUGUGUAGACAUUGAUGAAUGCAGUGAGAAUGGACCGCUGUGUGGGGAUGGCUCCUGUGUUAACACCCGGGGCAGCUAUAGGUGUGUCUGUCCCGACGGCUAUGUCCUGAUGGAAGGGGAGACCAAAUGCAUGGAUAUGAGGAAAGGCAACUGUUAUUCUACCUACUAUACAACCACUGGGUCCCGCCCACCACAGUACAUCUGUGAGAACCCCCUGUCUCGUAACCUGACCCGCAAACAGUGCUGCUGUACGGUGAUCGGGAAGGCCUGGAACUCCCCCUGUCAGCCCUGUCCAGAGUCCGACACAGAGGAAUAUAAUUCUCUUUGUGAAGCAGUAUCAAUUGUAAAAGAUAUUGAUGAGUGUGCUCUGUUUGGAGAUGCUAUUUGUAAAAAUGGCCGCUGCAUUAACACAAACGAGAGUUUCCGAUGUGAAUGUAACCCAGGCUACAAGUAUGAUGUGGACAGUCAUAGUUGUCAUGAUGAAGAUGAGUGUAGGCGAAGCCUGCCCCCCUGUGUCCCCAUAGCGCAGUGUGUGAACACCCAAGGAAGCUACAGGUGUGAGUGUCCAGCAGGCUACAGGCUGCAUCAGAACGGACAUAACUGUCUAGAUAUUGAUGAAUGCACAAUGUUUCCUGGAAUCUGUGCCAAUGGGUUCUGCACCAAUUUAGAGGGCAGGUUUCGCUGCUUAUGUAAUCCAGGCUACAGACUGAAUCGUAACAAAGACGCGUGUAUCGACAUUGAUGAGUGUAGUUCCCAGCCUGGUCUGUGUAACAAUGGAACUUGUGAGAACACUGAUGGACGUUACAGGUGUCACUGCCACCCAGGCUUCAGGCUGACCACCAAUCAGGACUGUGAAGACAUCAAUGAAUGUCUGACGGAGGUGGGUCUCUGUCAGAAUGGCCGCUGUAUCAACACGGACGGGAACUUCACAUGUCAGUGUCAGAGUGGCUACAUGAUCUCCAAGGACGGACGCUCGUGUCAAGAUGUUGAUGAAUGUACCCUUUUCAGGGACAUCUGUGGUAAUGGUGUGUGCAGGAAUAGGGAGGGAUCCUACGAGUGUAUCUGUCAGGAGGGCUAUGAACUGACCAGAGCCAGGGACACCUGUAUGGAUAUCAACGAGUGUACCUCGGUGAGGGGGAUCUGUGCUGGGGGUUUGUGCAGGAAUCUGGAGGGAGGCUACAGAUGUGAAUGUCCCCCUGGGCUGUUACUGACCUCUGAUGGACAGAAAUGUAUAGAUGUGCGGAUGGGGAACUGUUUCAACAGGUUUAGAAGUGGUCGGUGUGUAUCUCCACGUCCCAUCAACAUGACCAAGGCUGACUGCUGCUGUACACAGGGCCAGGCCUGGGGCAGUCAGCAGCAGUGUGCCGUCUGUCCCACCCAGCAGGAGGCUGAAUUCAAGACUCUGUGUCCUGAUGGCUACGGAAGAGUGGUAGAUCCCUCAGGAGGAAUUGUGGAUGUGAAUGAGUGUGCUGUAAAUCCAAACCUGUGUGUAAAUGGAAUAUGUAUAAACAUGGACGGAUCGUACCGCUGUGAGUGUCUGAGGGGAUACACACUGGGGGCCGACCAGAGAACCUGUGAAGAUAGAAAUGAGUGUGUUGAUAGUGCAGGCAUCUGUGGUAAUGGAACCUGUCGCAAUAGGAUCGGAGGAUUCGAGUGUCUGUGUAGUCCAGGGUUUGAACCAGGGGCAGACAACACAUGCCAAGAUAUUGAUGAGUGCAGUGGGCCACAGAACAAUUGUGCUUUCCGGUGUGUGAACCUUCCUGGAACUUUCCAGUGUGUGUGUCCAAAGGGCUUCACUCUGGCUCCUGAUAACUCUCACUGCCAGGAUGUUGAUGAAUGCCAGACACGGGUCAACAACUGUCGAUAUGCUUGCAAGAACUUGGUGGGGACUUUUAUGUGUGUCUGCCCCGAGGGCUUUACUGGCACCGGGGACAACUGCAGAGAUGUUGAUGAAUGCAGAGACCCUAGAGUUUGUCAGCCUGGCCGGUGUGUCAAUCUCCAGGGAAGUUACCAGUGUACCUGCCCCCCGGGAUACACCCAGAGUCCUGACAGAAAAUCCUGUCUUGAUCAGAGAGAGGGGAACUGUUUCCUCGAGUUGAUAGGUGGAAGAUGUGUGCCCACCUACUUCUACAGAAUGACCAAUCAGGAGUGUUGUUGCUCGGGGGCAGCGGCAUGGGGCCCUGCCUGCAGCAGAUGCCCCGCCCAGGGGUCUAGAGAUUUUAAGGCCAUGUGUCCUGAAGAUAUUGGAAAGACACCAGAUGGAAAAGACAUAAACGAGUGCCUAAAGUUUCCAGGAAUAUGUGGAAAUGGUUAUUGUAUCAACACUCAUGGAUCUUACAGAUGUCGUUGUAACCGUGGUUACAAAACUGAUAUCACUAACACAAAAUGUAUAGAUGUGGAUGAGUGCAAAGAGGGUACCUCUUCCUGUGAGUUUGGUUGUGUCAACACAGUGGGCAGCUAUACCUGUUCCUGUUCGCCGGGGUAUGUCUUGAACAGGGACGGGAAGACCUGCAGGGACUUGGAUGAGUGCGCUACCAUGAAGCACAGGUGUCAACAGAUUUGUACAAACACAGAAGGCAGCUACCACUGCAGUUGUAAGAUAGGCUACCGGAUGGAGGCCAACCAGUGUAGAGAUAUUGACGAGUGUCGGGAGGAUCCCUCUCUCUGUACUCCAGGGGGAACAUGUCACAACACAGCGGAUGGAUACAGAUGUGUCUGUAAACGAGGCUUCAAACUGGACUCUACGGGCAGGAAGUGUGUCGACAUCAAUGAGUGCGAGGCUGGCCGCUGUGAUGAUAGAUGUGAGAAUAUUCCUGGUUCAUACAAGUGCACCUGUCCCCCAGGCUUCAAACCGGUAUAUGGCCAGUGUAUAGAUGAUAACGAGUGCCUGACGGAGGACGUCUGUGGCCUAGCUAUGUGUUACAAUGUGCCUGGCUCCUACAACUGUCAGUGUGCACCAGGCACAAACUUUGAUCCAAGACUUAUGAGCUGUUUGGGGGCCAAUGUGUGCGUGAAUGCUCCAUGUCUGUUUGGCUGCUCCGCGUCGGGCCCCUCAUUUGUGUGUGGCUGUCCCCCGGGCUAUCAGAAUCUAGGAGUUGGACAUUGUGUAGCGGUCUCCCCAGAUAGUGGGGUGGGAGGUUCCUUUCCCACAGGAGGUGACAUUCCUCACGUCCCAGGUCCAGACUCUGGAAAACCGCCCCAGGGCGAGGGCUGCUUUGAGUGUGAUAUAAAAAACCAAGACAUUCCAUUGUCAAAGAGAGCCAAGAGAGAAGUUCAUUAUCAGGCUUCUGCUGUGGAUACUAAAUGGCAGAAACAUCAUUCUCAGAGAGAACUACAGUCUGCUGUUGUGACAGAAGUUCUUAAACUUUAUGUGAAAAGGAAAGAUAUAUAUAAGAGGAAAAUGUUGAUAGCAGUUCUUCCCUCAUUGAUAGCCUUGAAAAAUAAUGUCAAAUACCACAUACUGCGAGGAAAUGAGAAGAAGAUAUUUGUUAUUCAUAAAAAACAUGGCAUUAGUUCCUUACAAUUUCGAAGAAAAAUUCGAAAAGCUAGAGUGUUAAAACUAACAGUUGAAGCCAAACCAAUUCACAAAGAAGAAAAGGUGGCAGGAUCAAGGGUCAUACUUAGGAGAACUCUUUUACAUGUUGAGGUGCAUGUGUUGUAGACCUGAGAAGUCGAUUUUAGAAUUGUUCUAUUGCUUUAUUUGAGAGUAUUACAUCUCACGUAUUGGUAAUUAUUACCUUAGGAAGAAAUGUGUGUUGAUAGGUAAUGUGUAUAUAUUUUAUAUACAUGAACGUGUAUAACAAUGUAAACUAUACAAGUACCAUCUGUGACUAGGAUCUAAAACAUCCAGUCUGUAAAGUGAACAUCUUUUUAUGCAUAGGAAGUUGUAACUUGAAACCCGUGUGUGAAAGUAAGAUUCAGCUAUAUUUUAUGGAACACUGCAGUUCAGUUAACUGAAUUUUCACUGAAAUGUCUAGAAAGGUGGCUGAAUUAUAGGGCUGUAUCAUUUAUAAGUACUCCUUUUGGUAGCAUUUUUGUUGACUAUGUCACCUGAACUAUUGCACCUCGACGAAGCUCUUCUGUUCACAGUCUGUUUUGUUAUCAUCUUAAACUUCCGACAUUUUCAGCUCUAGAACUACUUGGUCAAUUAAUUUCAAUGUAACUGGGCACAAAUUAAAGUGUUUGUAGGUUAAAGACACAAAAAUAUUGAUAUGAAAGGCCAUAUUCCUCUGAAAAGGGGGAGAUUAUUAAGGUAGUCCAUACAUAACUAUGAUUUUUCAAAUCUAAUAAAUUGCAAGUUUGAUCAUAAAAAUUUUAGCGUGAUUUUAAGGGGUUUAUUAAAUGAUAAAGUUUCACCUUUGAAAUUUUAAAAAAAAUUGAAUAUUAACAAAUUUACUAUAUGUUGAAGUUAACAUUGGAGUCUAUGGGGAAAAUGCAUUUUUAAUUGUAAUUUUUUAGUGCAGGUAAUUUUCUCACAUUUCUCUUGGUAAAAAGUUGCAGAAGCUUUCUCUUUCAUCGAAUAUGCUUAAUUAAAUCAUUAUUUACCAUACAUAUUUUCAGAAAAUGAUUUUUAAAGAUUUUCCUAAAGGGCAGACAACUCUUUUAAAAAAAUUUUAAGUGCAAAAAUUUUAUUCAAUAGAGUUCAUACAUACUCACGAGUUUGGUUUAUAUCAGCCUCAUAAACUUUGAAAUAAGUAUUUGAUGUAGUAUAGAUCAAUGCUAAAUUUGCCUUAGUUAUGGAUGGACUACCGUUAGUUCAAAUCAUGACAAAUAUAAUAUGCAAAGAUAUUUUAGGGAAGCAUUUUCAAUUCUGUGAUUAAAUUUUUAGUAUUGAUGUGUAUAUUUUAGCUUCUAAAUGUUACCCAAUCAAUAUGUGGCCACUGAGCAAUGCAUAGGAUAUGCAAGGGGUUAGAACUAUAUCUUGAACCUUAUUAUGAAAAUAACACCCAAUAAAAGGAGAUGUAUUCCACCAAUAAGCAGUACAUGUAAAAUGCUUUUGGUAUAAAUUCCAGAUGGUGCAAUGAGGAAUAUUGAAAAGAUGGAACAGGAGAAGUGAAUAAGACUAAAGUGCUUCUUAUAGCUGUUUUUUUUUAAAUGACCACAGGGUGAGUUUUUGUCUGCCCUGCAUGGAGAUGGGGUAUGGGAGGUUGUUAUAAAUAAAACAUGUAUACUAGCCACCUUGUUUUAGUUUAUCUACAUACAGAAAUACCUAUCUUGAAAGUUGCAAAUAUGGGAAAAAUAUUUUCUAUGAGUCUUGUGCCACCUUUUCAGUAUUAGGUCAUGCACUCUUAUAAUCUUAAAGUUUUUUAUUAAAAUUACAGGUUUCAUAGUCCUGUUUGAAAGAUUUUAGACAGGGGGGUGGUCAUCAUUACAGUAUUAUAAUUUUUCUACUCCAGAAUAAAACUUAUUAUGUUAUGUAUGUUACUCAAAAAUACAAUAUAAAAUAUGAUGUCCAUGAAGCCCUCUACCAAAUUUAUGAACUUAUAAAAUAUUGUGUAAAUGUAUUAAAUCUUGCAAAAAAGUCUUUCUUACAACUUCCACAUCAGGGGGAGAUAUACUGAAUCCAUGAAGCCGUAAAUGCAGGACUGUUUGCCUCGACAGACUGUUCAUGCUGAAACGUUUCGCCCGAGACGUUUUGCGAAAUUUAAUUAUGUAGUAACUAACACUUGUUCCCAGUCAUCAUUAAAUCAGUGUCUUUAGUAUCCAUCGAACCGAUAUAACCAAUUUAUUAGGGAUUUACAAAAGAUCUUAAAAACUUGAAAAGACCUGAUUGAGAUAACACACCUGGUGAUAUUUUACCUCUGUGGUAGAAAUAAUUACAAUUUCUACCAUAAUCUGAUAUUUUGAUAUCAUUUAAGUGUUAUCAUACUGAAAAAAUUGUACAUGCCCCCCUGAGGGCCCUUGAAUGGUCUUUAAGGGCCAAUAUGUCAAUAGGAGCAAAAUGUCAUGUUAUCCGAAAACCUCUAUUAAAUUAUGAAAUUAAUGACCCCUAGUUAUUGUCCAGGUCCUUGAAAAUGUAUUAAGUUUUAUAUUUUCUUCCAUUCUGUCAGUUAUUGAAGAGGGGUUUGGGUGACAAAUACAUGUAUGACCAUCAUAUGAACAUGUAUUAUUUUUAGAUCAUUGGAGUGACUUGGGCAACUUCUGUUGGUAAAACAUCAAAUAAUAAACGCAGGGAUAAAAGUCAGGGACUAAGGUUUAGAAUUCAAAAUAAAGCUUAAAAUGAGACUUCCUGACUAUAAUACUCAGGUGACCGUCAAGGCCUGUGGGCCUCUUGUUCUUGACAAACUACGCAGUUAUACAAAAGUAAUGUCAGAAUACUCCUGAAUUGUAACGGCUGGAUCUUGUCUACCAUGUUUUUUUUUUGUUUUUUUUUUACAAAUAUUACAUAAAUGUCAAUUUUAUUCACAUGUAUCACCAAACUCUGUGAGAUAUUAAAACUUUUGUAGAUGUUGCAGUCUUUUCCAGUAAUUUUUGUUAAACAGAAUUGAAUAUGUACUUUAAAUAUGCUUCACUUGAAGAAUAAUUACUUUAAAUCAGCAUUUAUUGAUAUUGAAAACUUAUAUUUAAGGAAACAAUUCUUGCAUGUAGGCUUUAUAAUUUUUUCAUUUCUUGGAUAUUUAAUUCAGUUUGAAAUAACUAAUUUUUUAUAGAAAAAAAUCUUCAUAGAAAUGUUUUGUUUUUUGCUAGAUCUAUACAUGUACAUUGUAUGUAGUUCUAAGAUCAUUUAGAUUUUUUUAAAAUGCAGUCUAUUUGUGUCGUCCUUUACUUGCACUUUGAAUAUAUGUGAAGUUUGUGGAUCAGAUGCCAAAAAUCAAUUCAUACAGUGUGUUCAUUACAUAUUGAACUUGUAACCAUUUAAUAGAAUUAAUGAUAUUGUAGGCACAGAGAAUGUACUAUUGCUGUGCAGGUCGACACCUGUGCUGCUGUGUAUUGAUUUCAUUACAGUGUGUCGUAUAUUAAACAUAUAUCAGGUGUUACAAAUUAAACAGAUAAAAACGAUGU